UACAGAGGAAUAUUUACAGGAAUAUUCUGGGCAGUUAGCGGGCUGAUAUCGACUUCCCGUGUCAGCAGUGCAACAGAACGUGUAGCUUCGGUGAGUGAAGUAAAAGGCUGACACGCAGAGUUACGGAGUUCACCUCCGGCAACCAUAACAAAGAGGAGGCGUGUGUCUAUCCACUCCAGGAGCCGGGAACCGCUAUCAGCGGGGAGCUAACACCGUGUCACGGUCCGCUGGCUGUUUGCUACUUCAUGCGACAGUCAAAUGGCCCUGCUACCGUUCAUCGAGUGUUAGCUGGCCUGGCUCAGUCUGUGAGCAUGGGAGACGAUAACGGAGUUAACGGGGACCUGAACGCCAACCUGAGGUGCCAGAGUACCGGCGACCCACAGCUGGACAACGCGGUGCACCAGUGGCUAACAUGGGACAAAAACCGGCGGACUCGGGCUCAGGUGGAGUCUCUGGUGGCAGUGGGUCGAUUGGAUGAUCUGCGGUCGAUACUCUGCAGCAGGAUGAAAUUUGGUACAGCUGGACUCAGAGCACCAAUGGGAGCUGGAUUCAACCGCAUCAACGACCUCACCAUCAUCCAGUCCACACAGGGCCUGUUCUCCUAUCUGUCCAGGUACUUUGCAGACUUCAAAAGCAGAGGAGUAGUUGUUGGUUUUGACACCAGAGGGCAGGAGGAGAGCGGCUGCAACAGUCAGAGGUUGGCGAAGUUGACGGCUGCUGUGAUCCUCAGCAGACAUGUUCCUGUUCACCUGUUCUCCACGUUCGUCCCCACGCCAUACGUGCCGUAUGCUGUAAAGAAGCUCAGAGCAGCAGCUGGAGUGAUGAUCACCGCUUCACAUAAUCCUAAAGAAGACAAUGGAUACAAGGUGUACUGGUGUAAUGGCGCUCAGAUAUCCUCACCUCAUGACAAUGAGAUCCUGAGGAGCAUUGAGGAGCAGCUGGAGCCGUGGAGCGCCUCCUGCUGGGAGGAGGAGCUGGUGGAGAGCAGCUCCUUGAGGACCGACCCCCUGACCCAGAUCAACAGCUGCUACAUGGACGAACUCACCUCCCUCUGCUUCCACAGGGACCUGAACAGCAGCUGUCCAUUGAAGUUUGUCCACUCGUCCUUCCACGGCGUGGGACACGUCUUCGUACAGCAGGCCUUCCAGACCUUCGGCUUCGUUCCACCGAUCCCCGUCCCCGAGCAGAAAGACCCCGACCCCAAUUUCUCUUCAGUCCGCUGCCCAAACCCGGAGGAGGGAGAGUCUGUUCUGGAGCUUUCUCUGCUCCUUGCAGAGAGGGAAAAUGCUUGCAUUGUUCUGGCAACGGAUCCUGAUGCUGACCGUUUGGCUGUUGCAGAGAAGUCUGAUGGGUGUGGUUGGAAGGUGUUCACAGGUAACGAGCUGGCAGCUCUGCUGGGUUGGUGGAUGUUCUUUAACUGGAGAGAGAACCACCCAGAUCCAGCAGACACUCAGAAGGUUUACAUGUUGGCCACCACAGUGUCCUCCAAAAUCCUGCAGGCUUUCGCUCGUAUCGAGGGGUUCCACUUUGAGGAAACUCUUCCAGGGUUUAAGUGGAUUGGAAACAGGAUGCACGAACUCACCAAAACAGGAAACACAGUCAUUUUUUCCUUUGAGGAGUCGAUUGGGUUCCUGUGCGGCAGCAUGGUCCCAGACAAAGAUGGCGUGAGCUCGGCGGCAGUCGUGGCUGAAAUGGCCACUUACCUCCACACCAAGAACCUGAGCCUGAACCAGCAGCUGCACAACAUCUACCAGAUGUAUGGUUAUCAUGUGUCAAAAACCUCCUACGUCAUCUGUAACGACCCGCCCACCAUCAAGAAGAUCUUCGGCCGGAUCAGGAACUUUGGCGGUGAGGGUUCAUACCCGGAGACGUGCGGGGGCGUCCAGAUCAUCCACAUCAGAGAUGUAACCACGGGAUAUGACAGCAGCCAGGCUGACCUCAGAUCGGUCCUCCCAGUGUCAAAGAGCAGUCAGAUGAUCACAUUCACACUGCAGAACGGCAUGGUGGCCACGCUGAGAACCAGCGGCACCGAACCAAAGAUCAAGUAUUACACUGAGUUCUGCGCUGCACCGGGGAAAAGUGAUGUAUCCAGUCUGGAGGAGGAGCUCAGGAAGGUGACGGCCGCUCUGGUCGACGAGUUCCUGGAGCCUGAGAAAAACCACCUGAUUCGUCGCUUCGUUUAACCCUGCUUCCUUGUACCUUGUCCCUCCUGUGUUGUCAUAUCCUGUUUGUAGACAAAUCGGAGCAGCAACUGCUUCACUCUGUGUCAGUUAGGUUCGUGUCGGACUGAAGACGUUUGAUGUUAGAGACUGAAAAAUCAAUUAAUUAGAAAAAGGAAAAUGUAUUCAUUUCAAUUUAUUAUGAAUUAUUUUUGUCAUUAUUACAAACCAGGGUUUUCAGUUUUAACAAGAAACUUUUGUUAUUUUAAAAUUUAUCUUGUAACGUCAAGAAGUAUUCUGUUAUUUAUUCAAAAUAAACAUUGUUAUACAAUAAUAAGUUGGUUUGUUGUACAGAGAUAGUUAUUCUGAUUUUGUGUAACAACAAUAAUAUUUACUGAUACAACAAAACGAGGUGAUGUCAUAACAAAAGUUAUACAGACAAUAAUUUGGUUUGCUAGAAAAAUAAACUUAAAACCAUUUCAUGAUAUAAGAAAAAAGACCAAAUAUUUUUUCUUCAUGAUUUUUAAAAUAUUUUUCCCUGUUAUUCCAGAUUCAGACUUGAGUAAAAAUCUUGAUUGUUUUUCUGGAUGUUGGCUCAUAGAAAAGUGAGAGUUAGUUUUUCCAAAAAAAAGAUUUUUCUUUCCUUCAGUGUGCUCAUUGAACUUGAACUGAAGAAAUAACCAAAAAAUAAAAUAAGAUCCAACAAACAAACUGAGAACCAAACAGUUUGUAACAUAGAAAAGGUGAAUAUCAAGCGUGAAUCAUAUUCAUGAAUAUUUAUAUUCAUAAAACCUCGUCUCACAGCAACUGAACGGAUUUUAAACUGAUCUAAAAUCUCAACAAGAUUUUAUUGAAAUAUUAGAAUUUAUCCAAUGAGUUCUCGGACCUCUGACUUCAGCCCAACAUCAGCCGCACAGCAAGAGAGUCUGCAGUUCUCUGAUUGGAUGAUUCUACAGCAGUGCACACUGGGAGUUGUAGUUGACAUCGCUCUAAAGUUGUUACCAAAACUUAGUCAUUGAGUUUAUUACUGAAACAGAUGAUAAACUGUUUGGGUGUUGGACUGAAAUGACGUUUGAAACUGUGACGUUAUUGUUCUUGUUUUCUAGUAUUUUAUAGACCAAACAAUAAAUGAAUGAAUCAAAAAAAUAAUGGACUGAUUAAUCAAAAAUCAAAACAAGUGUGAGCUGUGUCUGAUGUUUUUUGUUUUUGUUUUUUGUCAUUAAAGAACUUCCAUACAUGUGUGAGAGGGGGAAUCAGCUCUUCAUCUGUUUCCUUGUGUUGUUGAUGUUUAUCUGAGUCUGUGGCAAUAUUUAUUUUUAUACUCAUUGAGAUAAAAGAUAUUUAUGUUGUACAGACGACGUGUUACAUGUUGUGAUGCAGUGUUCCAUGUAGAGUCUGAUAUUUUGUUAAAGAAGCUGAAGCUGCCAAUCAUCUGUGGAACGCUUGAAUCUGUUCAGUUCGGUCUGGUGAAAAGACGACAGAGUGAGACCUCUGUAGAGCUCACUGAUCAUUUGUGUUUUCACUGUUGCACCUUCAGUCAUAUAAUAAAGAAAACAAAGAUGCUGUUCAUGUGGUUCUCUAAUGAUCUACCAAUAAAUCAAACAAAACUUUAAAA
Seriola aureovittata is the source of this 3774-nucleotide messenger RNA. RefSeq names its product phosphoglucomutase 2-like 1 (gene pgm2l1). The coding region runs from base 246 to 2183 and encodes 645 amino acids. NCBI's taxonomy places the organism in Eukaryota, Metazoa, Chordata, Actinopteri, Carangiformes, Carangidae. The record is from RefSeq and is a predicted model, not a curated record. Gene Ontology annotation, biological process: carbohydrate metabolic process. Gene Ontology annotation, molecular function: glucose-1,6-bisphosphate synthase activity; intramolecular phosphotransferase activity; magnesium ion binding. The transcript has 14 exons.